UAAAAAAAAAAGUAGGUGGCGUUUAAUGCCGACUGUUCAUUUUAAAAGGCCGUCAUUUGUUUUCGUUGUGUGAAUCUUACAGUAUUAAGAAUAAUUAUGAAGAGUUUCAUUGCAUAAAUUUCAAUGGCUUUGAGUAUUAUUAGACGAAACGCUUUAACAUGUUUAAACAUGUCAAAAUCUAUUAGGAAACAACCUUCUUCGGAUGUUGCUGCAUUCCGAGAAGUUUUAAAGAAAUCCUCUCAUAUUGUAGCAUUGACAGGAGCAGGAAUCAGUGCAGAGAGUGGUGUUCCAACAUUUCGAGGUGUUGGUGGAUAUUGGAGAAAAUACAAUGCCCAAAAUUUAGCAACACCAACAGCAUUUUUAUCAAACCCAUCUCUUGUUUGGGAAUUCUACAGUUAUAGACGGGAUCUUGUGUUAAGUAAACAGCCAAAUCCAGCACAUAAGGCAUUAGCCGAAGCUGAAAAGAAAUUAGCUUCUGAAGGGAAAAAACUAGUUGUAAUCACUCAGAACAUAGAUGAAUUGCAUAAGGCUGCAGGAACAAAAAAUCUGAUAGAAUUACAUGGUACACUCUUUAAAAUUCGAUGCACCAAAUGUGGUGAUGUUACAGAAAACAAAGACAGCCCUAUUUGUCCAGCUCUUGAAGGCAAAGGAGCUCCAGAUCCAGACACUAAAGAUGCCCGAAUACCAGAAGAACUUCUUCCAAGAUGUUCGAAAUGUGAUGGAUUGAUGCGACCACACGUUGUUUGGUUUGGCGAAUCUCUGGAACCAGAUGUUCUUGCUGCUGCUCAGAGAGAAUUAGAAGAAUGUGAUUUAUGUCUUGUGAUUGGAACAUCCUCUGUUGUCUAUCCUGCUGCAAUGUUUGCUCCUACAGUAGCCAAAAGAGGAAUACCUGUUGCUGAAUUCAAUCUAGAAACUACCCUAGAGACAAGUAACUUUGGUUUUCAUUUUGAAGGACCAUGUGGUACAACUUUGCCUACUGCUUUAGUUUUUGAUUAAAUGUUUAGUUUAAGAACCAUGUGUGAUAAAUAAGAUGAUCAGAGUAAAAAUUUUCAGGUGUGUGUGUUUGUUUUAUAUCCUCUAAACAAAGUAUAAUUUGUGUAUUUUUAAGCUGCAUAGAUUCAUUUUUAAAUAAAGGUAAAGAUAAAAAUUUAAAA
Molecule: messenger RNA, 1154 nt
Organism: Centruroides sculpturatus (bark scorpion)
Lineage: Eukaryota; Metazoa; Arthropoda; Arachnida; Scorpiones; Buthidae
Product: NAD-dependent protein deacylase sirtuin-5, mitochondrial-like
Exons: 9
Coding region: 124-996 (290 amino acids)
Molecular function (GO): NAD+ binding; protein-malonyllysine demalonylase activity; protein-succinyllysine desuccinylase activity
Source: RefSeq, a predicted model, not a curated record